Molecule: messenger RNA, 835 nt
Organism: Cajanus cajan (pigeon pea)
Lineage: Eukaryota; Viridiplantae; Streptophyta; Magnoliopsida; Fabales; Fabaceae
Product: chemocyanin
Cellular component (GO): plasma membrane
Molecular function (GO): electron transfer activity
Source: RefSeq, a predicted model, not a curated record
GGUGAGAAUCACACCGUCGGCGGUGCCUCCGGCUGGGACCUCCGUUCCAAUAUCCAGGCCUGGUCUUCUACCACAACGUUUAACAUCGGUGACGAUCUCGUGUUCAUAUACACGCCGGUUCACGACGUGGUGGAGGUGAACCAACUAGGUUACGACACGUGUUCGAUAGUCGGCGCUCUGGCCACGUACGACACCGGAGAAACCGUGAUCCACUUGAGCGAAGUGGGAAGCCGCUACUUCGUCUGUGGCCGAUUGGGCCACUGCCAACAGGGCCUCAAACUCCAGGUCCAAGUUCCCGGUAACGGAACCAACGACGAUCAAGACCAGCGUCCCGCCGCCGGCGCUCCUCCUCCACGUCAACCUCCGCCGCCUUCUCCGCCGCAUGUUGAUGAUCCACACCCACCUGCGGAGGAGCCCUCCCCCUGCGAUUGUUCCCGUGCUGAGGAGCCCUAUGGGCCGAAGCCGUUGUUUACUCUCGUAAUCGUCCUUGCUUGCGCUUCCGCUCGUUUCUUCAUCGCUUUUCCGCGUCUCCGUUUUCAUCUGAUGCGUUGAGCUUGCUCCCUAGCUAGCUUGCACCAGAUGUUUUAGUUUUGCCAUUCUUGUGCUUUCCUCUCACUGCAUUUAUGAAUGUGAUUAGGGUUAGUCAAUUGCUCUGUUGGUGUAUUCGAAAUUGAAUAAUGAGUUUACUCUGUGUGUGGUAACGAGGUUGCUCGCUCGCCAUGCUGUGUACAUAUAUAGGUGAAUUUGUUUGUUGAGACGCAGGGUAUGUACUUUUCUUUCUUGUAAUGCUCUGCACAGUGCAAUCUCAAUGUGGGUAUUUUCUCUGCGGUUUAAA